ACCUCCUACCCAUCACCCUAGUGACUGUCUGCAGCGGGGUGGCUGUGUCUUUCAGACGGUCACCAUGGCUGAGUGAGCCUGCUCAGGGCCCUUCCCUUGGCCCCCAAGUCCCUGGCCCAGCAUGGUCCAGGCCUGUGGGGAGUGCUCCAGAGCUCAGCCGACGGCUCUGCCACAGGGGGCCACCAUGGCCCAGCCCCCUGCCCCCAGCUCUACAGUCAAGAAACACAUCAGACUGCAGGAGAGGAGAGGCUCCAGUGUGGCUCUGAUCUUGGAUGUGAGCUCUCUGGGGGCAGUGGAGCCCAUCUGCUCAGUGUCUACGCCCCGAGAGCUCACUCUCCACUUCUUAAAGACCACUAGGCACCCCCUCACCCGCUGGGCCCUGCAGCACCAGCCACCCAGCCCUAAGCAACUGGAGGAAGAGUUCUCGAAGAUUCCCCCCAACUUUGUCAACCCUGAAGAACUGGACAUUCCAGGCCAUGCCUCUAAGGACCGAUACAAGACCAUCCUGCCAAAUCCCCAAAGCCGUGUCUGUCUUGGGAGGGCACAGAGCCAAGAGGAUGGGGACUACAUCAAUGCCAACUAUAUCCGAGGCUAUGAUGGUCGUGAGAAAGUUUACAUUGCAACCCAGGGCCCCAUGCCUAAUACUGUGUCUGACUUCUGGGAAAUGGUGUGGCAAGAAGAAGUAUCUCUCAUUAUCAUGCUCACCCAACUUCGAGAGGGCAAAGAGAAAUGUGUUCACUAUUGGCCUACAGAGGAGGAAACCUAUGGGCCGUUCCAGAUACGGGUCCAGGAAGUGAAUGAACGCCCAGAAUAUAUUGUCCGGCACCUUACUAUUCAGUACCAGGAGGAGUGUCGCUCAAUAAAGCACAUCCUCUUCUCUGCCUGGCCUGAUCACCAGACCCCGGAGUCAGCUGGGCCCCUCUUACGCCUGGUGGCUGAGGUGGAGGAGAGCCCAGACACAGCAGUCAGCUCCGGGCCUAUUGUGGUUCAUUGCAGUGCUGGAAUUGGCCGAACUGGCUGCUUCAUUGCCACACGGAUUGGCUGCCAACAGCUGAAGGCUCGAGGGGAAGUAGAUAUCCUGGGCAUCGUAUGCCAGCUUCGGCUAGACAGGGGGGGUAUGAUCCAGACCAGUGAGCAAUACCAGUUCCUGCACCACACCCUGGCCUUGUAUGCUGCCCAGCUGCCUGAGGAACCAAAUCCCUGACCUUCUGGGACCUGAUUGAAAAGGUGACAUCAGCCAUGUAACCUCCAGACAGAACCCAUUCACAGAGGAGGAGCUUUCUCUUUAAAGGCCUGGAAGUUUGACCUUUAUCUCUGGGUCAGUCUUGUCCUGGGGGUCUCUGACCCUAGAACUAGCACUGCUCCCUCCAGAGCCCCCAGUUUUCAUUCUCCUUUCCUAUCCCUGGGAAGGAUCUGCUGUCCCAGAUCACUAACUCACUGACUGGCAAAUGGAGGAAUGGGAGAGUUGUGGGUGACCUAGAAGCAAAUCUUGGACCCCACUUGAAGAAUUGGUCCUCCUACAGUCAGAGAAGACUGAGUUCCAAAGGACAAACCCAGAGACAGCAGGGCUUUUAGCCUCCCUGGUUCUCUUAUCCUCAGUUUCUCAAAAUGUACAGCAAGGACUCUACGUGUAAAUUUGUGUGCCUAAUUCCCAAACCCAUAGCCCACCUGAUUUGAGAUGCUGACUGUGGCACACCUGGAGGAAAAAACCUCCUCUGGCGUGCUACUUUAGUGGCCAAGGUUCUUCUUUUAUGACAUAGAGUCAGUGCUUCCAGACCUUCUGGAUGCAGAUCCUAAGGACAAAGGGAGCAUGGGGAAAUUCUUGGCAAUGAUUUCUGCCUAGAUCCCCCUUCCUGGGCAGUGGAACAUAGAAUUCCUUGGCCAUCCCUCACCCACUCCUUUUGGGAAGUUUUGUAACAUAAGAGUCCUAUACAAAACCACCCAAGCGCAGCUCAGCACACAGAAUGGCCACUGGCCAGCCCUCAGAUGCUGGUGAUUUUAAGAUCUUUAGACCAGACCCUGUUAAAACUUCCCAAAGUCCUAGGAAUGCUUCCAUCCUCUCUCCAUCAACCCAUCUGUGUGUGAUGGAGAUUCCCUGUGAAGGCAAAAGAACCAGGUUCUCUCCCUGCAAUCCCUGUCAGGACCAGGAUGAAGAGUUUGGUCCAGGCCAUGUACCAUCCAGCCCAAAACCAUCCUGAGGGAAAGGGAGGUUGGGAGGAAAAGGGAGGAAGGAAGGUGAAAGAUAAGUUCCUCUUGAAAUGUCUAGAAUGGGACAAUGAGAUGCCUCAGGCAAGCCAAGCCUGGAAACAGGGAGGUCCUGGGUUCAAAUCUGUUCUCAGACACUUCCUAACUGGGUGACCCUGGGCAAAUCCCUUAACCUCCAUUGUCUAGCCCUUACCACUCUUCUGCCUUAGAAUCCAUACACAGUAUUGAUUCUAAGAUGGAAAGUAAAGGUUUAAAAAGAAAAAAGAAAUGGGGGCAGCUGGAUGGCUCAGUGGAUUGAGAGUCAGGCCUAGAGAUGGGAGGUCCUAGGUUCAAAUCUGGCCUCAGACACUUCCCAGCUGUGUGACCCUGGGCAAGUCACUUGACUCCCAUUACCUAGCCCUUACCACUCUUCUGCCUUGGAGCCAAUACUCAGUAUUGACUCCAAGACGGAAGAUAAGGGUUUAAAAGAAAAGAAAUGUCUAACAGAAAUAUCUUCUCCCUCUUUGAUACCAUUCAUACCUGCCUUCCACCAGGUAAAUUUCUUUAAGGUAAUCCCAUCAACAAAGGGCAGCCCCAGAAGAUCCAGACUAAUAAAACAGUAAAAUUUUUAUUAAGUGGCUCCUAUGUACCAAGCACUGAGCUAGGCACUGGGGAUACCAAUAUAAAGAAUGAAGUAAUCCCACCUCACCUGGAGCUUACUUUUAAUAAAGGCAACAAGCUUGUAUACAAACCUAUCCAGCAUAAAUAUAAAGCAAGCAAACAAAUUGAUGCAAAUUACUUAAAAAUAAAUUGAGGAAAUCAUUAAGGCUUCCAGCAGGUGAUCAAUCAGUCCAGACCCAAGGAGGAGGAAAAAAUCUUUUUUUAAAACCCUUACCUUCUAUCUUAGAAUCAAUACUCUGUAUUGGUUCCAAGGCAGAAGAGUAGUAAUGGGGGUUAAGUGACUUGUCCAAGGUCACACAGCUAGAAAUUAUCUGAGGCCAGAUUUGAACCUAGGGCCUCUCAUUGGAAAAAAUCUUUGAGGCAGCCAGGUAAUAUAGAGGAUAGAACAUGGAACUUGAAGUCAGGAAGACCUGAAUUUGAAUCCUGUUUCAGAUACUAGCUCUUUAACACUGGACAAAUAAUUUAAUCUUUUUGUGUUUCAUUUUCCUCAUCUUUAAAAUGGAGAUAAUAAUAGCACCUACCUCCCAGGAUUGUGGUGAGGAUAAAAAGAAAUAACCAUUGUAAAAUGUUUUAGAGCAGUGCCUUGCACAGAGUCAACGUAUCUAAAUAACUGGUAGUUUUUAUUAUUAGCUACUAUAAAGAUGGAAGGAGGAAAUAGAGGGCUUAGUCUAGCUUUAGGUCUUUUUCUUCUAUCCAAAGUCCUUCUGGAGGGCCAGUUUGGUUCCAGUUACACUCUAAGACUUGCUGCCAUUGUAGUGGACCUGGCAUCAGACAGAUUCUAGAACAAAUCCAACUUCCCUUGUGUCUCUGGGACUAACUCAGCACCACAUCCCUGAAGAGAGGGCACCAGAUUAGAGACCUAUAAACCUUCCCCUCCGACCUAACCUGAAGGAAAGUCUGGCUUUUGUUCCAUGCCAUCUCACGUUAAUCAGUGUGGACAUGGCAGCAUUAUCCCCUGGAUCCCCAGGGAGCUGAUCCUGAUGGAGAGUCCCCCUUAUUCAUGACCCAGUGCUCCUCAAAGAACAGUGGUAAAAGAUUUUCCUUGGCCUUCCUAAGGAAUUCCUCCCAGAAUGUGAUCUUUUGAAUGCUCUUCUGACCCCCGAUAGCUAGGUACAUCCUUUCAGAUGGAUGAAGCUGGGGGCAGGUUUCUCAAGUGCCUGAUAUCCUGAGCUCAGACCCAGCAGAGAGAAGCUCUGGGGAUUUCCAUAGCAUCUUCCCUUAUCCCCACCCCUCAAUCAAUGGCGCUUUCUGCCUUUUUCCUUCUGUCACGCUUUAUCUCUCCCCAAGGACUAGAAAUAAGAAAGCUCCAAAAAGGCAAUCAAGUGGAAAAAUAAAGCUUUCUUGAGUUACCAGGUUUCUUCCUUCUUUACUGCAUGAAAGAAAUACUUUUAUACACAAAUACGAAGUUGGCUGUUGAGGUUCACUUGUCAUUUGGGUCUAUGUCAUGGGGAUGGAUUUACACUGGUCUGGGGCUCUGUCACCAAGGGUGUGCGUUUGUGGGAUUCAGGUGUCCAGACUUAAAGGUGCAACCUGCAGACAAUUCCCAGAACUGUUGGUUUGUUGGCAACUCCAUACUGGUCAACUGAAUUUCCUAAGAAAUGGCAGAUCCCUCCCACCUGUCUUCUCAAGUCCAUUCUUUUUCCAGGAAACAAGUUGGAAUUCUGAAGGACUCAGGGUUUACUUGUAGAGAAUAAGUAGAAUUCUGGUGCCUGAGAAUUUGCAUGUCCUCCACCGAGAAAGCAAGGGGAUCAUUCUUUCCUGGGAGGAAUAGCUGCCUUUCUGGGAGGUGACUGUGAUAGAGAGGAGAGAGGGAUGAGUUGGAAAGACCUAAUUUCAAAUCUCAUAAUCACUUCACACAAUACCAGUGGGACCAUAGGUAAAUCACUCCUUCUUCAUCUGUGAAAUGGGAAUAAAAAUCCUUGCACUACUUCCUUCUCAUAAAGUUAAUUUCUGAAUUAGAAUCAAUACUAAGUAUUGAUUCCAAGGCAGAAAAGUGGUAAGGCUAGGCAAUUGGGGUUAAGAGAUUUACCCAGGGUCACACAGCUAGGAAGUCUACAUUUGAACCCAGGACCUUCCAUCUCCAGGUCUAGCUCUCUAUCACUGAGCCACCUAGCUGCCCCUCUCAGUAGGUUUUGAGGAAAGUACUUUGUACACCUUAAAGGGCCAUGUAGAUAAUCAGUCAAUAAACAUUUAAGGGCAACCUAGAGUCAGGAAGACUCAUCAUGACCUCAACUAUGCCUCAGACACUUAUUAGCUGUGUGACCCUGGGAAAAGUCAUUAAACCCUGCUUGCCUCAAACCCUCCUGCAAAAUGAGCUGGAGAAGGAAAUGGUCAACCAUUCUAGGAUCUUUGCCAGGUCUACUAUGUGCCAGACGCUGUGUUAAGUGGUAGGAACAGAAAUACAACAACAACAACGAAGACUCCUGUCCUAAAGAAGCUUAUAAUCUAAUGGAGGAAGAUAUAACACGAAAAGCUAAAAAGUGGUUAAGGAGUGAGGAAAAGAGAAGACACCUGACCCACGGAAGUGCUGGAGAAUUCAGAGGAAUCUCAGGUUAGACAUGGAGAGAAGUCUGACCAGAGCUUUCUCCUUAAAUGGAAGUUUGGAAUUCAUUCAGAGGGUAGUGAUGACAUGGAGUAGAUCAGAGUUUCGGAGAAGGGAAGAGAGGAAGUGAAAACAGUUGGGCUAUCAUCUCACUGGCUUGUCCACUCUAGUCUAAUUGAAUUCAUUGGAAGGCUCUUCGUCAACCAAGAAGCUACCGAUUUCCAGUUGGAGGCAUUUUUCUUCUGCAAUGAGCAGGAUGUUCCAGAAAGGAAGACAUCUGGUCCCUCCAUGGCUGGCCUCUCCAGCCUUUGCCCCUCUUCCAUUCCCUAUCACUACUUGCUCCCAUCUCCGGACGGGCAAGUGUGUGCUAUCCUUCCUCACCUCCUUUUGGGAAGGGAUGAUAUUCGGCACCCCAUCAGAGCAGGGAGAUGGUAUAACCAUCACCACCCUCAAUUUCCAGAGAGUCUCCUAAAAUUGAAUUUCAUUGAUUGAGAUGAUUCUGUCUUCUCAAAGUUUAGGGAUCAGGACAAUCAAGAAGAGGCUGGCUAGUAAGAAUGUGUUGAGAGGGAUAUUGAGGCUAGACAAGAUCAUUAACACCAUAAAAAUCACUUACUGAAAUCUUCAAGCAGAUAUAUUUCAAGUCUCUAGGAACAUCUAAAUUAGGAUUUAAGGGAUAUAGGCUUAAUUAAGUCUUAGGUAUGGCCCUGAGAGUCUGUGACCUUGGACAAGUCACCAUCAAUCUGGCCUCUGAUAUAAAAGUAGAGAAUUGCACUAAAUUAUUCCCUUCCAGGUCCAAAAAUCAAACUGUCCUACUCAGGAAGACAGGUAUUAUUCUUCCCUAGCUGAAGUUGUUUCCUAGGGAUUUAGGGAGAAAGGGCAAAGAUUGGAAUGGAAGGUGGACAGCUAAGGGCUCUAGGAAAAUUCUCUCAAGGCUCUAUUAUUUUGUUUCAUUUUAGUCAAAAAUAAAGAUUUUAAGGGUGAUUUGGUUUUUGUUCUAGGCACAAUGAUGGUCAAUAGGAAGAUCUUUUAAAAAUGUGCCCUAAACUGGGUGGCUCAGUGGAUUGAGAGUCAGACCUAAAGAUGGGAGGUCCUGGGUUCAAAUGUAGCUUCAGACACUUCUUAGCUGUGUGACCCUGGACAAGUCACCUAACCCCCAUUGCCUAGUCCUUACCAACUCUUCUGCCUUGGAACCAAUACACAGUACUGAUGCUAAGACAGAAAGGGGUUUUAAAAACAAAUAAAUAAAAUGUGCUGAUAAGAUUUAGGGUCAACAAAGUGCAGUUUAAAACUAAAACUUGCUACUUGACCCCAGAGGCAGGAAAUUACCUGGGGGCUUUCCUGAAGCUUGAGGCCUAGAAAAACUAUCAAAACCUGGGACUAGGGUGAUACAGACAGCCCAGAAAGAUGCAGGCUGGUCCAGCAAAUGUCUAUCUUAGCUGGGGGAGGGGUGCCCUUCCAUGAGGCUAUUUUGAGGGCAGUAACGGUUGGCAGGUCAGACCUAUUGGGUACCUCAUGAUGGAAACUGUUUAUUUCUUAACCAAACAGACAAACCUUUUCCUUCCCCUCAUACGAACCUUCUUCCCUGGAAAUCCCCAAUUAGAAAUUCUUAUCACCCAGACCUCCCCCCUCUUUUUUUUUUUAAACCACAGGGACUCUAGUAAGAAUCACAUUAACCAUAACGACUCUAUCCAGGCCAGAGUCUUUCUUACACAAGUGGGUUGCCUCUGUAGGCCACAGGAAGGAGGGGUGGGCUGGGGAAAUAAAAGACCAAAAUGAGUCUAUUUGUUGCCUCAGUGCAAUUUGUGCAGCUGGGGCUCUGCAUCUGGUGCUGGUAUCCCCUGUGGGCACUUAAUAAUUUAUUUUCAACUGGUGGCUUCAACUUAUACCCUAUAGUUAUCUUCUCAGAAAGUCCCAUUCCCAUCACCAUUUUUAGUUACCAAGAAUGCCUACUUUCCUCUCUUCUUCUUCUUCUUCUUCUUCUCUCUUU
Monodelphis domestica (gray short-tailed opossum) is the source of this 7394-nucleotide messenger RNA. Lineage: Eukaryota; Metazoa; Chordata; Mammalia; Didelphimorphia; Didelphidae. The record is from RefSeq and is a predicted model, not a curated record.